AAUAAUUUACGUGCCAUGCUUAAUCAUGCACUGGAAAAUAUCCGUCUUAGACAGUAUGAACUCCUCAUGGACGAUGGACCGUGCUGUUCAAAUCAAACCAGAAAAGCCAUUCUGGAUGAACUGCAUGCGCUCUACGUUUACAGCAGCAUGUGCAGCUGGAUAGAUUUCCCUUCACUGCCAUCAAAUUUCGCAGCAUUCAAUGAUACAGCCGUGCAUUACAUACCAAAAAAUGUUAAAAAAUUGCCAAAAAUACCGGAUAUACCGCCGAUGUACAAAAUUUUUGCCCAUGAAAUUAUCCUUUAG
Gongylonema pulchrum is the source of this 303-nucleotide messenger RNA. NCBI's taxonomy places the organism in Eukaryota, Metazoa, Nematoda, Chromadorea, Rhabditida, Gongylonematidae. The record is from the annotation of a GenBank genome assembly.